Messenger RNA from Rangifer tarandus platyrhynchus (Svalbard reindeer), 309 nucleotides. The record is from the annotation of a GenBank genome assembly. Lineage: Eukaryota; Metazoa; Chordata; Mammalia; Artiodactyla; Cervidae.
AUGAUACCGUCUUCUCAUUGUUUAAUGCAGACGUUUUUUUCUCUUUGCCCAGAGGGAGGAAGCAGGCCGCACUCCCUUCCCUUCCUCCUUUUCCCUCAUAGCUUCCGCAUGUACAUUUUCCUGUUUAACCCCUCAGUGUCAAGGAGAAAGUACUCUCGUAAUUUCCAGGCAUACAGACUUCUGUCUGCAGGCCCCGAAAGAGGCUCGUCCUGGCCUUUGGACCGCCUCUGGGAACUCCCUGGUUCCAGCCUGGAUUCCUCCUUCUGGAAGGAUUUGUGUCCCAAACUCCUCUCUCCGUGUAGGCUCUAA